CCUGCCACACCUCUUAAGAUAUCUCACCCUUGGAAACAUACUGAUCUAACUAAUUAACAUUUCUGGCUCCUUUUGCAAGUGCUGCUGGUAGCAAAAUCUCUGCAGAGAGAGAAGUUGAACAAGCCUCAGCAGUUUUUGGAUCUGUCACAGGAUGGCUGGGUUACUACGCAGAGCCGAGAGGAGUCCCUUUAAACUGCUGCUUAGUAUGGCUUCAUUGAGUGUGGUCUAUUGCUAUAAUAUCGAUUUGGAUCACCCUAUUAUAUUCCAUGGUCCCAAUGGCUCAUUUUUUGGAUAUUCUGUUCUGGAGCAUUCCCAUGAUGAUACACGAUGGGUAUUGGUUGGUGCUCCAAAAGCAGAUUCAAAGUUUAGUUCAUCUAUAAAAUCCCCUGGAUCUAUUUAUAAAUGCCGUGUCCACAGUAAUCCAGACAGAAGAUGCACUGAGCUGAACAUAGGGAGAGAAAACCACCGAGGGACACCCUGUGGAAAGACAUGCAAAGAGGACCGAGAUGAAGAGUGGAUGGGGGUUAGCUUGGCUAGACAGAACAAAGCUGAUGGCAGUGUGCUGGCAUGUGCACAUCGCUGGAAAAAUAUAUACUAUGAAUCCGAGUACAUACUUCCACAUGGGUUCUGUUCCAUCCUCCCACCCAACCUGCAGGCAAAUGGGAAAAGGUUAAUCCCAUGUUAUGAAGAAUAUAAAAAGAAAUAUGGAGAAGAACAUGGCUCCUGCCAAGCUGGAAUUGCAGGAUCCUUUAUGGAGGAGCUGGUUGUAAUGGGAGCACCUGGGUCAUAUUACUGGAUGGGCACGGUUAAAGUUUUAAAUCUCACUGACAACACAUACUUCAAACUAAAUGAUCAAGCUGUCAACGCCAGACACUAUACAUAUCUAGGAUAUGCUGUUACAGCUGGUCAUUUCGCUCAUCCAACAAGCAUGGACGUGGUUGGUGGAGCACCCCAAGAUAAUGGAAUCGGAAAGGUUUAUAUCUUCAGAACGGACCGGAGGUCAGGAUCACUUAUUAGAAUUUUUCAAGCACCCGGAAAAAAGAUGGGCUCUUACUUUGGCUCCUCCUUAUGUGCAGUUGAUCUGAAUGCUGAUGGACUCUCGGACCUUUUGGUUGGGGCACCCAUGUUCUCCGAAGUAAGGGAUGAAGGACAAGUCACAGUGUACAUGAACAGUGGAAAUGGAGUGCUGGACGAGAGGAUCACUUUAAAUGGUGACAGUGCAUACAAUGCGCACUUCGGAGAGAGCAUAACCAACCUUGGAGAUAUUGAUGAUGAUGGAUACCCAGAUGUUGCCAUUGGAGCCCCAAUGGAAGAUGACUAUUCAGGAGCAGUUUACAUCUAUCAUGGUGAUGCAGAUGGAAUUGUGCCACAAUAUUCAAUGAGGCUUUCUGGACGAAGCAUAGAUCCGGUAUUGAGGAUGUUUGGACAUUCAAUUUCUGGAGGUGUUGAUAUGGAUAAAAAUGGGUAUCAUGAUUUAACCAUUGGGGCCUUCAUGUCAGAUAGCGUGGUGCUGCUAAGAACAAGACCAGUUAUUAGUGUUGAUGUAUCAAUACUUCUGCCAGCCUCCAUCAAUAUCACCGCUCCACAAUGUCACGACGGUACCCAACAAGUGAAUUGCGUCAAUAUCAGUGUAUGCUUUCGUUUUCAUGGGAAACAUGUUCCUGGGGAAAUAGGCUUGAUGUACAGUCUGAUCGCUGAUAUUGCAAAGAAGGAAAAGGGACAGCAACCUAGAGUGUUUUUAGUGUCAUCAGGAGAAACUGUUGCUCAAAUUAGUGAAAAGAUUCGGCUCUCCCACUUAGAAGAGAAAUGUGAACAGUAUCUUGCAUAUGUCAAGCGAAGAGUAAAAGAUGUGAUAUCUCCUAUUGUUUUUGAAACAUCCUACAGUCUUGAGGAACAUAUUGUUGGGAAUGAGGAAAAAGAAUUACCUGCCCUUAAACCUAUACUUCGCUGGAAAAAAGGACAGAAGAUAGCACAAAGAAAUCAGACAUUCUUUGAGAGGAAUUGUCGGUCUGAUGAUUGCGCUGCAGAUUUAAACGUAAAGGGCAAACUUCUAAUAUCAAGUUUUGAUGACAAAACCAAAUAUCUGGCAUUAGGAGCUGUAAAGAAUAUUUCCCUUAACAUUUCUCUCACAAACAAUGGCGAUGAUGCUUAUGAUACCAACGUGUUCUUCAAUUUUUCGAAAGAAUUGUUUUUUAUCAAAAUGUGGCAAGAGGAGGAACAGGGCAUUUCAUGUGAGACAAUUGAAGAUGAUUGUCUGAAGUGCAGUGUGGGAUUUCCAUUUAUGAGGUCCAAAACUAAGUAUGCUUUUAGUGUGAUAUUUGAUACUACCCCUUUGUCUGGAGAAGAUGAUGUCCUUCAGUUCCUGGUCACUGCACAAAGCGGAAAUAUUGAGCGAGCUGAAUCUUUGCACGAUAACACCCUAAAUCUGACUGUGAGUCUGAUGCAUGAAGUGGACACAUCAAUUACAGGAGUUGUCUCUCCUUCCUCUUUUGUUUAUGGGGAAUCAGUAGAUGCAUCGCAGUUUAUUCGGCUUGAUGAUCUAGAAUGCCUCUUCCAGCCUUUGAACUUCACUUUUCAGGUUUACAAUUCUGGACCAAGCACAUUGCCUGGAUCAUUCGUUAAUAUCUGGUUUCCAAAUACUCUUCCAUCCAAUGGAGCUGAAAUAUUCCAUAUACAAGAUGUUGUGGUUGAACAGGAUAAAGGUCAUUGUUCUUUCCAGAAAAAUCUUGUACCAUGUGUUAUUCCUCAGGAAAAGGAGAAUAUAUUUCAUACAAUAUUUGGUUUCUUUACGAAAUCAGGCAGGAAAGUAUUGAAAUGUGAGGAUAAACCAGACAGAAGCUGUUUAAUGCUAAAUUGUAACCUAAACUCAUUAACGAAAGAAGAGACUCGAACCAUAGAUGUAACUAUGCUACUGAAUACUGAAAUACUGAAAAAGGACAGCUCAUCUGUGAUUCAGUUUGUCACAAGAGCAGUGGUGAAAGCCGAUAAAAGUUUUCGAACGAUAGAAGUGCUGCAUGGGAAUUCAGAAGAUGCAAAAGUGGUUUUUGAAGCCUUGCACAAUCUGGAACCUAGAGGUUAUGUUGUUGGAUGGAUCAUUGCAAUCAGUUUGCUUGUUGGAAUCCUCAUCUUUUUAUUGUUGGCAGUAUUGCUAUGGAAGAUGGGCUUCUUCCGUAGAAGGUAUAAAGAGAUCAUUGAAGCAGAAAAGAACCGGAAAGAGUAUGAAGAAAGUUGGGACUGGGUCCAGAAAAACCAGUGAGCUGAAAACACAAGUCCAGUCACGUGACACACAUUUGCUAGCUAAUUGGCUCUGCUCUUGUAUCUUCCAUAUGUGGAAGAAAAAAAAUCUUCUCCAGAUUUUCUGGAGGCCCAUUGAUGCUGUUUAUUACUUUAUCAAGCUAACUAGCAGAGGAAAGUGUGUCCUGAGGCAACCACUGAAGCUAUGGAGAGUGGCUGGAGUAAAAUAUUCAUUCUGCCAAGAUAAACUUUGCUAAUCAAGCUGCAAUGAAUAGCAAUAUUUAUGAACCCAACAUCAUUAUGUGGCAUAUCUUCAGGGGCAAGCUGUUAACUGAAAUAGUUUUUUUUUUUUUUUUUUUAAAUAUACAACUUUUAUACAGAUUUUGUCUUUAUAUUUGUUGAUGUUAUGUAAUGAAUACCUGUACAGUUCUCUAAAGCACUGACACCUACCUGCAUCUAUGUAAAAGAUCUGUGUACAUGUGUGUACACAUGCAUGUGUUUGUAUGACUAUGCAUAUAUGUACAAAAAACAUAUACCACACAUGCACAAAUGUAUGAGUUUUUAUGUAUAUACAUAUUUAGUGUUGACUUCUUACUGCCAUUCAGUGAUACGCAAACAUUCGUCUCCCAAGACUUCAA
This is a messenger RNA of Pelobates fuscus (common spadefoot toad), 3872 nucleotides long. RefSeq names its product integrin subunit alpha 9 (gene ITGA9). The record is from RefSeq and is a predicted model, not a curated record. The transcript has 28 exons. Gene Ontology annotation, biological process: cell-matrix adhesion; cell adhesion mediated by integrin; cell-cell adhesion. Gene Ontology annotation, molecular function: integrin binding. Gene Ontology annotation, cellular component: external side of plasma membrane; integrin complex. NCBI's taxonomy places the organism in Eukaryota, Metazoa, Chordata, Amphibia, Anura, Pelobatidae. The coding region runs from base 152 to 3256 and encodes 1034 amino acids.